Messenger RNA from Aspergillus aculeatus ATCC 16872, 2229 nucleotides. RefSeq names its product dolichyl-diphosphooligosaccharide--protein glycosyltransferase subunit STT3. Gene Ontology annotation, cellular component: membrane. Gene Ontology annotation, biological process: post-translational protein modification. Gene Ontology annotation, molecular function: dolichyl-diphosphooligosaccharide-protein glycotransferase activity. Bases 1 to 2229 code for a protein of 742 amino acids. The record is from RefSeq and is a predicted model, not a curated record. Lineage: Eukaryota; Fungi; Ascomycota; Eurotiomycetes; Eurotiales; Aspergillaceae. The transcript has 5 exons.
AUGGCCGAAUCACCCCUCAAUGUCCUUCUAAAGGGUAACACCGGCAGGAACACUCGCGGUCUACUGCGGAUUAUCAUUCUGGGAACUAUUGCCGCUGCCGCUGUGUCCAGUCGAUUGUUCAGUGUUAUUCGCUUUGAAAGUAUCAUUCACGAAUUCGAUCCUUGGUUCAAUUUCAGGGCAACUAAAUACUUGGUUCAACAUGGCUUUUACAGCUUCUGGGAUUGGUUUGACGACAGAACCUGGCAUCCUCUGGGACGUGUUACGGGUGGUACACUAUAUCCCGGUCUGAUGGUGACCAGCGGCGUGAUCUACCACAUUCUGCGAUUCCUGACCAUCCCGGUUGAUAUCCGUAACAUUUGUGUCUUGCUUGCUCCUGGAUUCUCGGGCUUGACUGCUUUGGCGAUGUAUUUCCUUACUUGUGAGAUGUCCACGUCGCCAUCCGCAGGUCUGCUUGCGGCUGCUUUCAUGGGCAUCGUCCCUGGCUAUAUCUCUCGUUCAGUUGCUGGCAGCUAUGACAACGAGGCUAUCGCCAUUUUCUUGCUUGUCUUCACCUUCUUCCUGUGGAUCAAGGCUGUCAAAAUUGGCUCUAUCAUGUGGGGUGCAUUGACUGCCCUGUUCUACGGCUACAUGGUGUCGGCUUGGGGAGGGUAUGUUUUCAUCACCAACUUGAUUCCUCUACACGUCUUCGUUCUCCUUUGCAUGGGUAGGUACAGCUCGCGUAUCUAUAUCAGUUACACCACCUGGUAUGCUUUGGGCACUUUGGCAAGCAUGCAGAUUCCUUUCGUUGGAUUCUUGCCCAUCCGGAACAGUGACCACAUGUCUGCUCUCGGUAUCUUCGGCUUGCUUCAACUGGUGGCAUUUGCCGACUUCGUGCGAGGUUUCAUUCCGGGAAAGCAUUUCCAGAGACUCCUGACUACCAUGAUCAUUGUCGUUUUUGGCGCUGCAUUUGUGGGACUUGUUGUCCUCACUGUCUCUGGAGUCAUUGCUCCCUGGAGUGGUCGCUUCUACUCGCUGUGGGAUACUGGUUACGCAAAGAUUCAUAUCCCUAUCAUCGCAUCGGUCUCGGAGCACCAGCCUACCGCCUGGCCAGCAUUCUUCUUCGAUCUCAACUUCUUGAUCUGGCUUUUCCCAGCCGGUGUCUACAUGUGCUUCCGUGAUCUCAAGGACGAGCACGUCUUCGUCAUCAUCUACUCCGUUCUUGCCAGUUACUUUGCUGGUGUCAUGGUUCGUCUGAUGCUGACGCUGACCCCUAUCGUCUGUGUCGCUGCUGCCCUGGCUCUUUCCACUAUUCUUGAUACCUAUGUUCUUGCCAGCUCAGGCCCCAACCCCAAGGCAAAGGUUGUCGAGGACACCUCAUCGGAGCCCCUCCGUUCUGCAAGAAAGCCGGACGUUGGAGUCACAUCCUACCUCUCGAAGCUGGUGGUGACAUCGUCCGCGAUCAUCUAUCUUCUCUUGUUCGUUGCGCACUGCACCUGGGUCACUUCGAACGCCUAUUCUUCCCCAUCCGUGGUUCUGGCCAGCCGGAUGCCGGAUGGAAGCCAGCACAUCAUCGACGACUACCGUGAGGCCUACUACUGGCUCCGCCAGAACACUCCGCACAAUGCCAAGGUCAUGUCCUGGUGGGAUUAUGGCUAUCAAAUCGGUGGUAUGGCUGACCGCCCCACUCUCGUUGACAACAACACCUGGAACAACACCCACAUUGCCACCGUUGGAAAGGCGAUGAGCUCCCGGGAGGAGGUCAGCUACCCCAUUCUUCGGCAGCACGAUGUCGACUACGUCCUAGUGGUUUUCGGUGGACUGCUGGGCUACUCCGGUGACGAUAUCAACAAGUUCCUGUGGAUGGUUCGUAUCGCCGAAGGUAUUUGGCCGGAUGAGGUCAAGGAGCGUGACUUCUUCACUGCUCGCGGUGAAUACCGUGUAGAUGAUCAAGCCACACCUACCAUGCGCAACAGCUUGAUGUACAAAAUGUCCUAUUACAACUACCACACCAUGUUCCAGGGCGGUCAGGCCGUGGACCGUGUCCGUGGUGCGAAGCUCCCGGCGGAGGGACCCCAGCUGUCCACCCUCGAGGAGGCCUUCACCAGUGAGAACUGGAUCAUCCGUAUUUACAAGGUCAAGGAUUUGGACAACCUGAACCGAGACCACAGCAACGCAGUCGCAUUUGACCGCGGCCACAAGCGCAAGCGUACGACCAAGAAGAAGGGCCCUCGUGUUCUGAGAACCGAGUAG